Molecule: messenger RNA, 3707 nt
Organism: Coturnix japonica (Japanese quail)
Lineage: Eukaryota; Metazoa; Chordata; Aves; Galliformes; Phasianidae
Gene: ZBTB7C
Product: zinc finger and BTB domain containing 7C
Biological process (GO): regulation of transcription by RNA polymerase II
Molecular function (GO): RNA polymerase II cis-regulatory region sequence-specific DNA binding; protein binding; DNA-binding transcription factor activity, RNA polymerase II-specific
Source: RefSeq, a predicted model, not a curated record
CGCGUGGAGCUGUCACCCCGCCGAGGUGUGAGGGGAGGGGGGCGUUGGAUGGGGGCGGCUCCCCCGGGCGGCGUUGCCCCCCCGGCCCCAUAGACACACACAGCGCCGAGCGGGGCGGCACCGCACCGGGCAGCGCCGGGCGGAGGGAGGGAGGGAGCGGGCACACAUCCGGGACUGCGCUGUGCUCCGCUACCACACGGCGCCCGCGGAACCACGGGGGGAUCCGGAACGCAGCGGGGGCCGACCCGACCCGACCCGACCCGACCCGACCCGACCCGACCCGACCCGACCCGACCCGACCAGUUGUCGGAGAGGCGGAACUCGUCCCGAAGUUCGGAGGCUCCGCGGCUGAUCCUGCUGAGAGCCCCCGAGAUACAGAACUCUAUGGGAACUGAGACCACUUGACUGCACUCAGCACCUUUCAGGAGCAGCCCUAGGUUAAACCUUGUGUUUCCCACUGGCUGUGGCUGCUUUCCCCAAGCUGGGCCCUGCUGACGCGCACACAUCUGCAGGACCAGGACAAUUAAUUCAGCUGCUUUUCAGCUUUCCAGCAGGGCACUAAAUGAGAAUAUGGCCAAUGGCAUUGAAGAUCUUAUUGGGAUCCCAUUCCCAAACCACAGCAGCGAGGUCCUAUGUGGUCUAAAUGAACAGCGACACGAUGGUCUCCUCUGUGAUGUCAUCCUCAUUGUCCAGGACCAGGAGUACCGGACCCACCGCUCUGUCCUUGCUGCCUGCAGCAAGUACUUCAAAAAACUCUUCACUACUGGCACUUUAACUGACCAGCCCUAUGUUUACGAGAUUGACUUUGUCAAGCCUGAAGCACUUUCUGCCAUCCUCGAGUUUGCCUACACCUCAACCCUCACCAUCACCACUUCUAACGUCAAGCACAUCCUCAGUGCUGCCAAGAUGCUGGAGAUCCAGUGCAUCAUCAACGUCUGCCUGGAGAUCAUGGGGCCUGGCAGAGGGGAGGAGGAGGAAGAUGACAAAGAGGACGAAGAUGAUGAUGAAGAUGAAGAUGAAGAUGAGGAGGAAGAGGAGGAGGAGGAGGAAGAAGUGGAAGAUUUUGUCAAUCAGGAGAACCUGACUGAUGGCCAAGAAGUAAGCUGUCACCAAAGCCCUUCCAAGUCUGAUCUUACUGAAGAAGCAUUUACCGAAGCACCUAAAGACUUUCCAAAUCACUACCCGGCCAACAACUCCUCUGGACACUUGGGUGUGAUACGAGACUUUUCCAUCGAGUCCUUGCUGAGGGAAAACUUGUACCCCAAGGCAAACAUCCCAGAAAGGAGACCAGCUCUUUCUCCUUUUGCUCCUCCCUUCUUCCCCCAUCUGUGGAAUGGUGAUUUCAGCAGCUUUCCCCAACUCGAAGAGCCGCAGAUAGACAGUGGCCCCUUGGAUCUGGUGAUCAAAAAGAGGAAGAUCAAGGAGGAGGAGGAGAAGGAAGAGCUGCCACCACCUCCUUUCCCUAAUGACUUCUUCAAGGACAUGUUUACCAACACCCCAGCAACUCCCUUAGGGCACAUUAAGGCAGAGACCGACUACAGCGCUUAUCUCAAUUUCCUCAGCGCUACCCAAUUUGGAGGAGUUUUUCCUCCAUGGCCCCUGGAGGAAGAGAGGAAGAUAAAACCCAAGGCAUCCCAGCAGUGUCCCAUCUGCAACAAAGUCAUCAUGGGGGCCGGGAAGCUGCCCCGGCACAUGAGGACCCACACAGGAGAGAAGCCGUAUAUGUGCACUAUCUGUGAGGUCCGCUUUACCAGGCAGGACAAGCUCAAAAUCCACAUGCGGAAGCACACGGGAGAGCGGCCCUACCUGUGCAUCCACUGCAACGCCAAAUUCAUCCACAACUACGACCUGAAAAACCACAUGCGCAUCCACACGGGCGUCCGGCCCUACCAGUGUGAGUUCUGCUACAAGAGCUUCACCCGUUCCGACCACCUCCACCGCCACGUCAAGCGGCAGAGCUGCCGGAUGGCCCGACCGCGCCGGGGCCGCAAACCAGCAGCAUGGCGGGCGGCCGGCUUGCUCUUUGGGCCCAGUGGCCCACCAGUGGAGAAGGCCUUCAUGGUGCCGCCAGCCCUGGAGGAGGUGGGCGGCCUUCCCAUGUGCCUUCCUGGCCCCAGCCCUGAGCACUUUAUGAGCGGGACGAAGGCGGCGUUCAGCCUGCAGGAGCUGGAGGACACCCAGAGGAAGCUGCUGCGGAGAGCACAGCUAGACAUGGAGCGGAACGCGGGCAUCUUUGCCUUCGCCCUUGGCCACAGCGACAACCUGGCGGCCCAACCCUUCUUCCCUCUGGCCGACCCGUGGGGCACGGGGUUCAGUGGCCUGGCAGGGCUGGGCCACAUGGCGCCCAUCCCAGAGGCCACCAACUAGGCCAUGGUGGGGCUGCUGCCUUCCUCCACCAUGCGCUCUGGGUUGGGUCACCCAACGUUGGUGGCUCCAUCCAAGGCUGCUGUUGUCCUCAGCACUCCCAAAACAUCACUUGCCUUAGCAUGGGGCAUGGCCAUCCCAGGGACUCCCUGCUUGGGGGACACUGGACACCCAUGAGACGUCCAGGCUUGGGUUUGGUAUGUUACAUUCCUUGACCAUUUGGGUCAAAAAGGACUUUUGGGAGUUGUUGGUUGGUUGGUUUUGUUUUUGUUGUUGUUGUUGUUUUGUUUUUGUUUGUGUUGUUUUAUUUUUUAGUUAAUUCCUAACUCUAGCAACAAAACUAGUUCUGAAGGGGAUCCUGGUUGGUUAGUCCUAAACCAUCCAAAACAAAACAAACAAACAAACAAACAAAAAAAGACAAAAAACAAACAAAAAAAAGGCUCUGGUAUCACCCAGGUGGAAUCUGGGUGGAAAAGGGGAUAUUUUGCUUAUUUCUUUUCUUCUUUUUUCUUUUUUUUUUUUUUUUUUUCUUUUUUUCCUCAUUUCUUGAUUUCAUGCAGAGAACCAAACUUCAGUUAUGAGCAUUUUUCACUUCAGUUGCUUAAAAAGGUAAAGGAAGACUUGUGGGAGAAUCAGAAAUCAGUUUUGAUCCGGAGCUUUGGGGGAAAAAAAAACAAACCAUGAGAGAACUCUGAAAUGAAAAUCAUUUCAAACCAAAGAUUCGGGAUUGCUCACUGAGAAUUCACCGUUGCUGACCGUGGGUGUUUGUCCUCAGUUCACCCUUCCGUCUAAUUCCUACCCACGUGUUGAUGACAAAACUCAACAAAACACCCGGGUGUCCCUGAAUCUGCAAUGCUGGUUGGAAGCAAUCCCGAUGCACAAGUUUUCCUGCUGCUGGCACCAUGGGGGCUUUGCGGGGAAGGGGCCACUGGGGAUUUCUUGUAGAUGUGAUUGUCUACUUGCCUGCAAGUAGAAAUCAUCCGUGUUCACCAUUCGUUGGCUCAGAUCUAGAUGUUAAAAAUGGGUGGCUUUUCCUUUCCUUCACUUCAACAAAUGAAAGGGAAUGAAGGGACCUCCGUCCAUCUCCACCCAGUCCUUGGUUUGCCCCAUGGAUGGUUCCACUCUGAAAUGUAAUGGGGAAGUAAUGGAGACAAAUGUAUGGGGAGAAGAAAGAAAACCUUUUGAAGCUGCAUCAAACAUUCAUUGUCUCUUUUUAUUUCUUCUAACUCUUGUGUCGACUUCCCAUGCGGCAACGUGUUGUCGAGGACUGGUUCCUUCAGGUGUUUAUUUUGGAGUCGUUGUAAAAUAUCCAAAGAUGCUGAGUACUGUAUGAUCUACAACAA